Molecule: messenger RNA, 300 nt
Organism: Mucor velutinosus
Lineage: Eukaryota; Fungi; Mucoromycota; Mucoromycetes; Mucorales; Mucoraceae
Exons: 2
Coding region: 1-300 (99 amino acids)
Source: RefSeq, a predicted model, not a curated record
AUGAACAACAACAAUUCUAGCGGUGCUACCAGUAUUGGCUUCAAUGCAAGACUCUUGCAGGAGAUGGUGGCAAUGAGAUCAAAAGUCAGCCAACAAGGCGUACAAUUGAAUGUCUUGAACGAUGGAUUUCGACAACAAUUCAUGUCACCAUUGGAAGACGCUGGCAGCAAUUUGGCAACAAGAAUCAUCCUGGAUCCGUUGUACAGAAGCCAGGGCCAGAGCUUCUCCUGUGGAGAGGUACAAGGCAACGCUGUUGACAAUGCUGUUGCCAAUGCUGAUGCCAACCCCAAUGUGUCUUAG